Molecule: messenger RNA, 1163 nt
Organism: Colletes gigas
Lineage: Eukaryota; Metazoa; Arthropoda; Insecta; Hymenoptera; Colletidae
Exons: 1
Coding region: 363-1163 (266 amino acids)
Source: RefSeq, a predicted model, not a curated record
CAGCAGAGGCAUGUCGGUUGGAGCCAAUGGUCGACCCUGUGGUGGUGAGUGCAGAUCGAGACGUACGGAAUAAAGGCAUGGGUCGCUAGAUCUGUAAGACAUAAUUUACAAAAACGAACGAGUUGUAAAAGUUGUGGUUUAAUUUCAAGCUUCAGUCUGAGGAUGAUUAUGUGUCGUAUCGUACGAGAAUCUAUAUUGUCUAACGAUAGAACGUCGAUCAUAGCGGCUAUGUUCGAGUUGCAAAUUGUUUUUCCGUAAGGUCGAUUCAUCGAGCUGCAACGUCAGGUGAAAUCGACGACAAGAAAUAACCUAACGAAAGAUCGAGUAGUUGGUGCCGAGAUUCUCGAAAAACCAAAAUCAUCAUGGGUGAAAUCAUGCAAUCCUGGAUGCAAGCGAGGCUGGGACUUAUGGUCGAUCUAUCCCCAGACGUGUUCGGCCAUUAUACGAAGGACGGCAGACUACUAGCAAAGAUUCUCUACAGUUACGAUGUGAUAUCCCGCGAUCAGUUAGACACUAUCAUCGACACGGACGAUCCCGCCCUGUGCAGAGUAAAUUUAAGGCAUCUGAGAAUCUGGCUACGCUUUCUGGGCAUCGACUGCGACGAUGAGAGCAUCGUGGAGAUCUCCUGCGGCAAAGGUACCACGUCCUUGCGUCUCUUCUACAAGGUCUACCUGUGUCUGGAGACCAAGGACAGACUGCACUUCAUCACGCUGCAAAAGGAACGAGAAAAGUUCGUCCCCACGUCGAAGAAAUUCGAGGUGACCACCGUCAACGAGGAUCCUCCGCCGUAUCAACCCCAGGAGCAUCCUUUGUCGAGGAAACUCGUCGAGGGAAAGGAGACCGUCGACUGGUACGGUUCCAAAUUCCAGGCUAUCCUUUCGAAACUCAAACGGGACAAAGAACAGAUGAUACUAGAGAUCUGUGAUCCAUAUUCGAUCGGGCAGCCGGUCGAGCAUUGCGUUGUCGAGGUAUCUACGAGGUUAGCGAAAGAUAGACUCAAAGUACCUGACAUACACAGGCUUCGAUUAAAUGGCCUGUCCCUCUCACAAGUACUCCACCGCCCAACUACUCUUAUACAUCGUUUGCAUCUUGAAAGAUUAAAAUCCUCCAACUCGUUCAGAAGUUAUGAUGCUUUGAACUCGAGACUGCUUAGGAUUUCGUAG